Messenger RNA from Lepisosteus oculatus (spotted gar), 1350 nucleotides. Its product is annotated as endonuclease domain-containing 1 protein-like. Gene Ontology annotation, molecular function: hydrolase activity; metal ion binding; nucleic acid binding. NCBI's taxonomy places the organism in Eukaryota, Metazoa, Chordata, Actinopteri, Semionotiformes, Lepisosteidae. The record is from RefSeq and is a predicted model, not a curated record.
UUCAGUGAAGGUUUUACACAAUUCCAUUAGUCACAUGAAGAGGAACUUAAAAGCACACAGUCACUCAGCUGUUAGUCAGGGUCCCAUACAGUUACACCUCCCACAAGUUCAGAUUAACCACCACCAAUGUAUCUUCCUCAUGCCACUGAUGUAAGAGUUACUUUUCCAGUAAGGAAACAAGGAAAUGAAAAGUGCAGAUCUCAAGAUCGAGCUUUCAGCUCAGAUGCACUUACCUUUCUAGGCUGGCUGAAUUGUUUUAGAAGGCUCCAUCGACAUGCAGAAAAUUCAGACAGGAUCUGCCAUUCUGGUUUUUACUACUGUGUGGCUCUCCAGAGCUGAUGUUGGAGACUUUGGGCCUUGCACAAGCUUCUUUUAUAAUGAAUGCCCACCCAAAGGCCUGGAAGGAGCAAAGAUCUGCCAGCGUUACAUGAAUAAGUACCAUUUUGCCAGCCUUUAUGACAGACAUCGCCGUAUACCUUUGUACUCUGCCUACCUCUUUAUCCCAGCAUCUGGAAAGAGACCCAAGACGCACUGGAAGUUUGAGCCCCAGCUUGCUUACACAAAGGCAGAUGGAAACAUGAUGCCCUUCCCAUCCGGUCCGAUCGAUCAAAACGUGGUGGAAAGUCAAACCGUUGAGACAGACUACACUAACUCCAGCUACACCCGAGGUCACCUGAACCCCAGCCUCCACCACAGUGAUCCCACUGAGAAAUGCUCCACCUUCACCCUCACCAACAUUGUGCCACAGAAGGAAGAGUCGAAUGAUGGACCUUGGGCUGCGCUGGAGAUGGAUGUCAACAAAAGGCUCACCAGCUACUGUGAAAAGGAAGCCUACAUAGUGACAGGGGCCAUCCCCUAUAGGAAAGACAGAUGGAUAAAGAAAGACAGAGUGGCUGUGCCUGAAUAUCUAUGGUCAGCUUACUGUUGCCCCAGCUACCGGAAGAACAUCUCCACCACCUUUACUCAAGAGUUUCCCACUUUUGCUGCUAUUGGUCGCAAUGACCCCAGCAGCACAGAAGAGAUUGUGCCCAUAGACAAAAGCAAGCCAAAAAGAAUCAGAGGUUAUGACGUGAGGCUCAUGCCCCUGAAGACACUGGAAAUGUUCCUCCAAGACAGAUUUGGCAGAGCUAUCAGCGUGUUCUACAACUGGUGCUCUCCCUGAAGCUUUUCCCAAGCCUCUAAAACACUGGUUUUCACAGCAAGAUAAUGGUCCAAUUAUUCAAGAUAAUUAUUAUGGGAUUUUUUUAUGGGUAGUUGGAACAUAGGCCUUUGGUAUUUGAAAAUGUGUACAUAUCGUAACUUGUAUGUUUAUAUUGUGUGUAGUUUAGUAUGUCUAUUGUCAUUUUUAAU